CCUUCAUCGAGAAGAUCCCUGACGCAAAGCUUGAGGGCUUGCCCUUUUCUCAGAGAAAGCUGUUUAGUGACACCAACAUGAGGUGCGACAUGCAAGGGGUAUGAGAAACCAACAACGUACUUAUUAUUACCUCACAGACUCCUGAACAGAUGACUAGCUCUAAGCCCCCCAUGCACAACAUCCAGGUUCAGGUCAACAGAGGGUGCCAAAUAACUUCGCUGGCCAGGAUCGCCCCCAAUUCAGUGGCGAUUGCAUGCGAUGUGCCUUCUGAUGACUCGUGGACCGCAAGACAAAUCAAGGAUAGGCUGAUUGCCUCGAUUAAGAUUUGAGGGAUAAGGGGCGGGUCAACACGGUCUGAGGUGGCCUCCAGAGCUAUCAGGCUUGCCAGAACUGGCCUUUUGGGACUAGCAACAAUAUAUCGGAGGACCUCAAACGGUGCUAAACGAGUGUACACAAGGACUGAAAUAGGUAUGAGCGAUGCUAGUCACGCGCUAUUGUGGUCCAAGGGGUUAUAGUGUACGAUAGUUUGAUGCUAGCAAUUCAGGGAACUACUACCGGCU
This is a messenger RNA of Mytilinidion resinicola, 560 nucleotides long. RefSeq lists its product as uncharacterized. NCBI's taxonomy places the organism in Eukaryota, Fungi, Ascomycota, Dothideomycetes, Mytilinidiales, Mytilinidiaceae. The record is from RefSeq and is a predicted model, not a curated record. Bases 150 to 329 code for a protein of 59 amino acids. The transcript has a single exon.